CUUCUGCCUCUUUGGUGAUGACGACUCAUUUGGGGAAAACCUUCUCCUUAAUGCGCUCACCUGAACAUCCGCAACUUCUCUUCUCUGGCGAAGAAAUCAAAGCGAAGAUAGAAGAACGGCGGGAUCUCCGAGAUAGAACGAUGGCGGUCGUGUUUGAUGCUGACGAAGGCGGUGAUGCUGGACUGGCGGGGAAGAGAAGAUCGAGUUGGACAAACCUGGAUUCGACUGAAAUCAGAGACUUUUCCCGGAUGCGACGAGGACCCGGAGAGAGAUUGACUUGGGCACAAAGAGCAGCGAGCAGGUGGAAGACCAGCAGCUUGAAGAGGACUGGAAUCGACCCUGAACACCAAUGGGCAAUUCUGGGAAGAUUGGACUCCAUGAGAAUCAGGCACAUGGCGACUUUGUGACGUCAGGACAGCCGAUCUCAGAAGUAACACAAUGAAUCAAGCACAUGGCGGCUUUGUGACUGGAUGUGGACCUCGAAGUAACACAAUGAAAGCCUCCAUGACUCAACGGGUGAAAGUCGUGAGGUGAAGUCGCCAAACUUGUGGAGUUCUGUGACCUUGAUUGUGAACGAUGGCGCCGUCAAUGAUGAUGGCUACGCAGGGAUGGUUGCGACCCACGACGGAAUGGACUUUGCCUAGGUCAACUGGAGGUACGGAGAGCUGGACUGCUCAUCCAAAUCGAGAAACCACAAAAGCGGAAGGAUGGAAGCUCAAACCCUAAUCAAGGAUCGAGAUUCGC
This is a messenger RNA of Linum trigynum, 744 nucleotides long. The record is from the annotation of a GenBank genome assembly. NCBI's taxonomy places the organism in Eukaryota, Viridiplantae, Streptophyta, Magnoliopsida, Malpighiales, Linaceae.